Molecule: messenger RNA, 1233 nt
Organism: Alternaria atra
Lineage: Eukaryota; Fungi; Ascomycota; Dothideomycetes; Pleosporales; Pleosporaceae
Exons: 3
Coding region: 1-1233 (410 amino acids)
Source: RefSeq, a predicted model, not a curated record
AUGUUCACGCCACUGGUGCUGCGGCGCAACUUCUCCCUCUUUAAUCGGGUACCGCAUUCGCGCAUAAUCCGAUCGGCGGCACGCCAUGGACAUGAGCAAGUCAUAAUACAGCGAGUGCGUAUACGGCGACCAUUUCUCAGCAAGUCACGUCUAGUCGGUGCUGUCGCUAUCGGAGUGGCUACGUACGGCCUCGGACAAUAUGUCGGUAUAAGAGUUGAAGUGGAAGAGAUUAAAGACGAGGAAAGGACGUCUAAGCCUGGGCAAGACGGAUGGACAACAGUUGGUCAAGAAGAGGACGAGGAGGAUGAUGAUGAUGAUGAAGAGUACGACGACGCUCUGCUAUUCUUACCAACCGGAUUCUCAAGACCACGGCCGAAGAAGUUCUGGAAAGGCUCAGACCCAGAGUGGCAAGAAUUCAAGAAGUUGGCAACGGACCGCCCCAGGGUUGAGAAGAUACGAGGAGAAUUAGCCUUUAUGCUGCGCAAUCUGUUCGCUAAGAGCCCCCCAUACGUCGCCAAAGCCGGCAAAAUCGACACGGACAAAGGCAAUAUGUGGAUAGAGUUCAAGUUUCCAGACACUGCGCCAGACGAGUAUGAGCGCCCUGGUAUCGAAUUGACCGAGGACCUGGAGUGGCGAAAGGCAACCCGUCCGGUAGAAGCUCCACACCAUCAUCGCUUGAACAGGAUACUAUAUCCGAAGGAAGCAGCAAACGCCCUUUACCAUGACACAACGAAGAAGGCAGGAAGGGCAUGGGAAGACUUUAAGAUUUACAUGGGUUGGUCACAGGAAUCCAAAACGGAGGCUGUCCAACAGCUCGUUCAGCGGAUAGCUGCGAAUCCACAGUCAUCCGUUAACAAAACGACGAGCAUAAUCCCAAGCCCUUUCUCUACAUCUGCCAAAGAUACCCAACAGCCAGGUGUACCACCCUCAGCAGCGCCCGUCGACGCUCCCGCCAAGGACCUUAAUGGUCUCCUUCUCCCAGAUCCCAAGAAAUUGACACUGGAUCUUACACAAUUCCGCAGCGACUUUCGCAAAAGCUUCAAGCAAUAUCCAUUAGUAGUUCCGCGCGGUGCUUUUAUGGUGCUCGGCCUCAUCGAAAUAUAUGGCGAACGAGCAAAAUUGACGCUCAACGUUCAUGCUGUGUAUGAUCCCAAGCAAGGACGUUAUGUGGGCAUGCACUUUACGCCGUGGAAUUUCGUUGAGCUGAGACAGCUUCCGAAGGGUGGGCGGUAA